Messenger RNA from Microtus oregoni (creeping vole), 5336 nucleotides. It is a transcript of the gene N4bp2l1, whose product is annotated as NEDD4 binding protein 2 like 1. The record is from RefSeq and is a predicted model, not a curated record. Lineage: Eukaryota; Metazoa; Chordata; Mammalia; Rodentia; Cricetidae. The coding region runs from base 194 to 913 and encodes 239 amino acids. The transcript is spliced from 5 exons.
GUCUCCCAGCACCCCGGCCUCGCAGGUAGAGACGCCCCCUCCCGCGGUUCGCGCGGCUGCGAAGGAGGGGCUGGGCUCCGAGCGCCCGCCCCUCCAUCUAUCACAUGGCCGGAGAGUCACAAAAACAACAGCUUUGGCCAAGACCGUGACUUCAGGAAGGGAACCCAGGGCCCUCACCGCCAGCCCCCUCCCCAUGGAGGACAGUUUUCUGGAAUCGUUUGGGAGGCUGAGCCUCCACCAGCGGCAGCAGCAGCAGCCGCCUCCUCGGCCGCCGCCCGCGCGGGGGCCACCUCCGCGUCGCCACAGCUUUAGGAAACACCUCUACCUCCUGCGCGGCCUCCCGGGCUCGGGGAAAACCACGCUGGCCAGAGAAAUGCAGCGGGACUUCCCCAGGGCCGUGAUUUUCAGCACCGACGAUUUUUUCUUCAGGGAAGAUGGUGCCUAUGAGUUCAACCCGGACUUCCUGGAGGAAGCUCAUGAGUGGAACCAGAAGCGAGCAAGGAAAGCAAUGCAGAAUGGCAUAUCCCCCAUUAUUAUUGAUAACACCAACCUGCACGCCUGGGAAAUGAAGCCCUAUGCAGUCAUGGCACUUGAGAAUAACUAUGAAGUUAUAUUCCGAGAACCCGACACUCGCUGGAAAUUCAACGUUCAAGAGUUAGCCAGAAGAAACAUCCAUGGAGUCCCAAGAGAAAAAAUCCACCGAAUGAAAGAACGGUAUGAACAUGAUGUUACCUUUCACAGUGUCCUCCAUGCAGAAAAGCCAAGCAGAGCGAACAGAAACCAGGACAGGAACAGCGCGCCUCCCAGUGGCUCUGGGUACUGGAGCACCUACACAGAGCUCCCCAACCGGAGGGCUCACGGCGGCUUCUCCAAUGAGAGCUUCAGAAGGGGUGGCUGUCACCAUGGAUAUUAGCUGUCUGUGCACAGCCACUGCAGAAUUUUCCUAAAGAAGUUUCUACUUCAAUUUUUGGUAUUUAUUCUUUGUUCAGUUUUAGCCAGAGCUCUAAUUCCAAUGUAAAUAGCCAAGCCCAGAAAAUUUCUGAACAGAGGUCAUUAUAUUCAUUAUCUCCAACAAGCGAUGUCAGAGAGCGCCCAUGUGGCUUGGCGAUGGGGAUUCUGCUGAGGACCCAGAGGUCUUUCUCUAGAGAAGGAGCUGAUUUGAAACCGAGAUCCAAGAUUAUCACUUAGUUGCGGAGUCAUAAACAAAGCAUUCCUAGCACAUCUCUCUGGGCUACAGUACCACUGCCUUUGACAGAUUCAUCUCCAUAAAGCAGGAGCAUGAGGGGGGGCGGAGGCGGAGGCAGGAAGCAGCUCAGUGCCCUUGCUACUCUGACAGUCUGCAUCCAGAGACCAGAGCCAUCACUCUAAUGGCACUGAUUUUCUUUUAGACUUAAUGCACAGAAGGGGAUGUUGUCCUUCAGGGUACCAUUAGGGGACUUUUCCCCUUAAAGAUGUGUCACUGUUAAACACGCCUAUGAAUUCUCAGUACUUGGCCCCUAAGGAGAAUGAGUACCAUUACAGUCAGACCCUACUGCGCUCAGCAGCAUCAGCGGGACAGACCCUCCCUCCCCCUCCAGCUCGUAGUCGAACAAUGUAAAUAACCUGCUUUUGCAAAAACACCACUUUUAAAGAGUCAUCAAGUGAUUUCCGAAAUGAUGCCUCUAACGUGUGAUUAGUUAGCCACCCGGAUGUUUGGGAGUGCAAAGCAAUGAAGCAGCCAGGGUUUAGGUCAUACAAGGAGAUGUGAAAGUCACGGCAUUGAGAUCAGCAGGGUAUGUAUGUCAUGUGGAGUGCCCCUCAGAUCAGUUAUGAAUUUAUGAGUUCAAAUUAAAUCCCAGCAGGCUGGAAUCAGAUUCAUUUGGUACGAGAUUGUGACAAGACCACGUAGAAUGUAUGGUCUAUUUAUUUUUUGGCCAACAGCUUCUUUCUAAUGUUUUGUGAAAUAUUAUUUUAAGUGUCUUAUAUAAUGGUGCUUUUAUGGUUAUUAAAAUUGUAUAUGGUAUUGCAUUUAUAUUGGGUUUGCCACUGAACUUAUUUUUGGCUUAACAACAAAACAUUUACCAAAACCCAAGCACUUCAACCAUAAAAUAACCUUUGCAUAUAUCAUAAGCUUAUUCAUGAAUCAUCGUUAAUAACUAGGAGGAAUGAAGUCUGCACAUUAGAAGGCCUACUUACCAUCCCAUUAUCAACACUGCUGAAGUCCAUUCAACAUCUUCAUGACAACAAGCAACACACUUCCUUAACAUUUUCAAAACUGGUGUCUUACACAGAAAGCCCAGCUGGUGAGCACACUAGUAAAUUGGGAUGAAUCUGCCAGUCUGACUUUGCUAAAUUCUAACACCUAGCACAGCACACAGCAGUCCUACAGCAACUCACUUGGUUUUCCAAGCCGCCAGGCCCAGGUAGCUGUGGGAUUCACAGCCUGGAUGCUGCCUGCACAAUGACUUUGGUAUGGAAGGCUGCAUCAUCUAGGUUGGCAGAGGGGAGAAGUGUCAGAGAGCCCAAAUGGAAUAGCCUUCCCUUGGUUCCACGGGAGCACCCAAAGGGCCAGAAUCACAUUCCCUGAUAUGACUGGUUGGCUUUCAGAGCUUUGGUUUGCCUCAGCCGAAGCUGAUGACCACAGAGAGAGGCUUCAGGCUGCGGACCCAGUUUUCUCAGAGCUCUCGGUCUCCUGCCCAGCUAUGUCCCUGCUUCCUCCUACGAGGAGAUACCAAAAUACUUGGUUAGAAACAUAAACAACUGAUUAAAUGCCUCCAGGCUUAUCCCAGUUAGAAGCACUGUGUUCUUUUCUUUCUCCUAUGGCUUCUGACUUCUGGGCCCUUUGAACUUACAUCACUGUCUCCCCACUUCCAUUAUUUACAGAGCCAGCAGAGACCUCCGUGACCCGAAGGCUCUCAAAGAAUAAACACCACCAAAUGCUUUCGCCAUCUACCCCUGGUCACGCAGUAAACACUGUUGGCUUUAAUCACUGCCACUGUAAGAAGGAAAAUCUGCACACAUGCUUAAGCUUCAUACUUUGUUCAUGCAGCAUGGAUGUUUGUGGUCCAUGUAAAAGGUGCCUGUACUAUGUGGCCUGAGAGAAGAUGGGCAAAGUAGUAGCAUUUUUGAUAGAAUUCACAAGAAAAAAGGUUACAUUUCUGUCGGGCAGUGGUGGCAUAUGUCUUUAGUCUGAGCACUGGGGAGGGAGAGACAGGUGGAUCUCUGAGUUCGAGUUCUACGAUAGCCAGGGCUACACAGAGAAACCCUGUCUCAAAUGAAAGAACAAACAAAAAGGUUAAAUAGCAUCAUUCUCAUUCAUGUAAGACUCAUUUACUCUGCUCUAGGUUGGGGUUCCAGAAAAAUGAUUAGGACACAAAGACAAAAUUAUUUUAUGAACAAUCCUUAAAUCACUAAUAAGAGUGGAUGGAACACUUUAAGGCUGAAGUGCAGUGAGAGCAUUUGCCCGUAGAUGGCGCUGUGGUUGGGAAGGUGCGACACAGCAGGCAGCUGGAACUUGCUGUUAGUGAAGGAUGACCUGCACUCCCAGUAUUGCCUCUACCUCGUGCAGGGACGACAGGUGUGCACGAUUAUGUCUGGCUGGAUUUCUAGCUGGAAUAAUUUAAUGUGAGAGAGUAUAGAAAGGAGCGACUUUGAAGGUUCCAAUUGCUGUCAAUAAAUAACUGGCCAGAAGUAGACACGACUGUCGUGUGUUUAUCCGACAGAACCAAGCACGUGUGAAAGAACACUAUGUCAUAGGAGUUACCUACAAAAACCUUAAAAACAGAAACGAAACUAAAACAAAUUAUCUAGUAAAGUAACUGUGCUUAGAGACCUCAACUUUAAUGAGUCAAUGACACAAACAAAAAGCAAAGGUGUGUUUAUUCUGCAUGUAAAAUAUGCUUGUAGUGAUCAAAUCCAAGGACAAAGAUUUAAAGAUCUUUAAGUUAGUUACUAUCUGGCCAGCUUUAGACAUCUGAAUAGUUACAUAAAUACAGAACCAGGCGGAACAUCUGUACAGUAAACAAACCGUCAGCAAUGUGCUGUCAUUUGUGUCUUGUCUCACAAACGUGCAGCUUGGAACUGCACACACUUUACCAACUGCGAGGCUAAGACUCAACAGCUAAUUUUCCAUCGCUGUAGUCACCUCUGCAAUCCCUGAGAUAGACUCCUUCCUGCACCUGCGUCCUCCAUGCUGGUCUGGCCUCUGUGCUAGCUGGGGUCUUUUUGUCUUUGGGGUACAGGGGUCCUUGUGGAGUCACCAGGAAAUGCUUGUUCAUUUCCUUCUGAUGAGCCAGGUAAAAAGGCUGGGGUACUGAGCAAGGCAAGUUCUUCAUCAGCUACUGAAUCAUAUUCCAAAAGAGAAACGCCGCUGGCCUUCUGACAUGGUGUCCUCCGAGGGGAACCGGGCUCUUUCUUCUUAGCUGUUGCAUGUUUGGUGCCACACCUCCGUGGCGGCUGAAAAGCCUUCUGUGCAGCCGGAGAGACAAAGGUACAGAUGGGACUCACCGGGGGAGGUAAGGGCAGCCGACUCAGGAAAUCCAAGGCUCUUCUUUUUCUGCAGGUCUUUGGGUCAUCAAUUUCUCUCUCCCCGUAACAAGACUUUGAAGCCGGCUGGGCUGACUGAGCCAGGGGUGUAGACUUCUCUUUUGGUGUGCAAUGUGAUAAUGGACUUUGAUAAUUUUGCUCACUGUUAGGUGAAAACCUCUAACAAAACAUAAAAAAGGAGCCUAUCAUAAUAUAUACUUAUAUAUAAACAAAAUAAAAUUUAACCUUUUGUUAAAAAAAUACAGAGGCCACUUUCUUAUACAAUUGUUAAAGGAUAGAUGUCAAAAAAUUUCAUGCUGUUAUUCCCAUCCCAUAGGAAAUAAUUUUACACAAGAGAAUAUAAAAAUGACUAGAAAAGGAAAACAAAAUUAAAAACAAAUCACACAUCAUUUCUGCUUUAACUUUCCAAUAGUUACAAAGCUAAAAAGACAGAUUUUCAGAAUCAUUUUAAGUACAUACUCUAACUUCUACUUCUUCCUCCCUCUUUUCUGAAUAUUUCCUUAUUAGUGUGCGUACAUGUAAUGUGCAUGUGUGUGUGCACGCGUGAGCACUCACAUGCUCCAGCACACCUGUGAAGGUUCCCUACUCCACCAGGUGGGUCACACAGAUCAUCAGGCUCAGCCACAGCACCUUUAUCUGCUGAGCCACAGCUGACCCUGCCUGUUCUAACACCUUUCUUUUCUCCCGAGUCACUGGCAACUGUUCAACUUCUUUCUUUGCCAGUCUCUUUUUUUUUUUUAUUAAAAAUUUCCGCCUCCUCCCCGCCUCCCAUUUCCUUCCCCUUCCCCCCACUUCCCUCCCCCUCCCUCUCC